CACUAAGGAAGCAAUAUCAAAGGCAACUGGAAGUUAUACCUUAGAUUCAAAAGAGACCGAACAAGAUUCAUCCUAAUAAGCAGACUAUUGACAACAAAUGAAAGAAGAGUGAAAAUAUUAAGAAGAUACAAUAUUCAUGAACUAGGAUUUAUCUAGAGUUAGAAAGUGACAUAUUACCCGUUCAGAAUAUGAAGAAACUGCUACUGUUUCGAGACUCUAGAUAAAAUUGAGAACAUACAAAAAGGAACAAAUAAAGUAGUAAAUGGAGAACGGCAAAGAAACAAAAUCCAAAAGGAAGAAGCAAAAAUCCUGACGGCAAUACGAUGGAGACCUUUAUAUCCUUGAAGAAAUGCCUGGAAGGUCUCUGCCAAAAUUAUUUAAUCGUCUGUUUUGAAUGGUGACAAAAUAUUUGAGUGCAUGGUUUAAGAAGAAAGGAGACAUGUAGAGUUGUAGCGACUGUGAAAGCAUAAAAUUAAUAAGUCACACUAUAAAAAUACUGGAAAGGGCGGUAGGAGCAAGAAUGUGCAGAGAAAGACCAAAACCUGUGUUUCCAUGCAUCUGUGUUUCCAUGCAUCCUACCACCUUUCAUCAAGGAGAGAAACAUGUGUUUUCAAAGGGCAACUAAGAUAGCAGACAAUUAGGUUAAAUGAUAUAAGAUAUAUAUAAGAAAGUAGAAGAAAAGUUAACUAUGGAGUGGCAAUUGUAAUGUUCUAAACGAGGCUGUUUAAUUAUGAGGUUAUUAUGAUGUAACACCGAAGUGACAGGAGCACGUUUUAUACGAGUGUUACUCUCUGUAUAAUUGAGGACUCUUCAUAUGGCGACGAGAAUGGAAAGUGUUUAUAAACAUCAAGCACAAGUUGGCUCUUCUGCAGUGACAGAGUCAUGAAUGCAGCAAGCAGGAAAGUGACUUAAUUUUGCUUUUCAUUUUGAGUUAGGCCUGACGUCUGCCCGCACGAGGCUUAUACCGCAUAGACAAGGUGUAUUUUGCGGACCACGGCACUAGUGCCUACAAAGUUUUUGGUAUAUUCUACGGACCACACCCAAACGCCGUAAUAUACCACUAUUCUGUUUUUUUUAUUUGUUAUAAAUUUCUUUUUUCAUAAAAAAAAAUUUCUUACAAGCAUGGCCUCUGCACUAGUGGGUCUUAAAGCGUGCGUAACGGAGUUUAAUCCAGAUGUGCAACAAGAUGCUGGUAGCAAUCAAGAACGCCGAUGGAAACUCUGGUUAGAAAACCUAGAACUGGUGAUGGAUUUUGAGGGCAUCACUGACGCUGCAGAGGGGCCUUCAAAGAGAAGAGCUGCAUUGCUUGCUGUUGGUGGCUCUGAAUUACGGGAGCUUUUUGCAACAUUGACAGUUGCGGAUGCAAAAUAUUCAACCGCCACAGCUGCUCUCACUGCACAUUUCACUGCGAAAAAAAAUUUAGCUGCGGAGCGCUACAAAUUUUUCUGCACCAAGCCCACCUCCCCAGAGGAAUCUCAUGAUCACUGGGCGACUCGCUUAAGGAUCAAAGGUGCUGAUUGUGAAUUUAAUGAGAUGGAUUUAAAUUCUGCAAUCACACUGGUGAUGACACUGCACACUCACUCCGAAAAAUUACAAAGGGAGAUAAUUGCUCAAGAUAUGGACUUAAAGAAGGUCCUAGCUACUGCUCGCUCUAUUGAGCUUACCAAUAGAGAAAUUGCCUUCAUGAAGCAACACAAUAUGGAGGCUACAGCCACACCAACACCUGUCUAUGCUGUACAAGGAAAGCACCCUAAGGCAGAACAUCUAUACAAGUCUAAAGGGAAAACCAUUGAGAUCUGCCGCUAUUGUGGAGAGCGAACACCACACAAAGGGAAAUGCAAGGCCAUGGGUGCAACCUGUAAGAGCUGCAAUAAGAAAAAUCAUUUUGCUAGUGUUUGUGAGUCAAGAAAAUCAACAAAGCCAGUCAAAACGGUUGACACAGAAGAAAAAUUUGAUGAAAAUCCAGAGCAAGACAGUUAUAUCUACAACAAUUUUGUGGAAGGACCAACUGUUCUCAAGCUGGAUGCAGUCACUACACCAGUUCAUGCUAUCCAGAGCAAGAAACGAUAUCCGGAUACCAUGGUGCAGGUGAAGUUUGAUGGGGGCACAAAAUUGAGAAUGCAAAUUGAUACAGGUGCAGAUGCAAAUAUCAUUGAUGAAAGCCUCUACCACCAGCUGCACCCUAAACCAAAACUUAGAAGAACACAAGUCAAGCUCAAGCCAUACAACUCUCCACCCAUUCCGGUAAAAGGAUCCUUCCAGACACAGCUAACAGCCAAUGGAAAGCAGGCCAUUGCAACCGUGUAUGUUGUUCCAGGAUCAGGACAAAAACCUCUCAUUGGAAAGUACACUGCUUUUGAUCUGAGUCUGCUUAGCAUCACUGUGAAAGAGUUAACCGCAGACAUGCAAGACAUGCACCAUGUGCUGCAGGAAAGAAAACAGGGAAACAAGAGUGCCAAGGCCACCACUCACGUCACGCAACACAUGUCAUAUUCAGCUAUGGCAGAGCAUCUCACCUCUAAAAAGUCUUCCGAACAGCGGCUGGACAAUAUCUACAAACAUAAGCAAGAUGCAACAGACAGAGUUAAGGCCAUCGUUGAUCAGUACCCUGGGGUGUUUGAAGGUAUUGGCAAACAUCGAUACAGAGUUGUGAAGUUGUCCGUGGACAAGUCAGUACCUCCAAAAAUUCAACCACAGCGCCGAAUACCAUUUGCAAAGAGGGAGCAAUUUGAAGCCAUUCUCAAAGAAUUGGAAGAUGCAGACAUCAUCGAGCCAGUGUAUGGACCAACAGAGUGGGUUUCAAAUGUCGUGUUGACACCAAAAGCUGAUCCAUCCCAGUUGCGAAUGAGCCUUGAUAUGACCACAGCUAACACUGCCAUCCGGCGCACACGUCAUGUCAUCCCCACAUUGGAAGAACUGCGAUACAAGUUAAAUGGAGCCAAGCAUUUCACAAAACUAGACAUGCGUCAAGGCUACAUGCAGUUCGAGCUGAGCCCAGAAAGCAGAUACAUGACAACGUUCUACACCCAUCAAGGCCUGAGGCGUUUCAAAAGGUUAAAUUUUGGCACCAAUUCAGCUGCUGAGAUUUUCAAUGAGGAAAUUCGUCAAACGCUGGUGGAUAUUGAACAUGUUGAAAACAUCUAUGAUGACAUUAUCGUGUUUGGAAAAUCUCAGAAAGAACAUGAUCGAGCACUUAUGCAAGUAUUACAGCGCCUUGAGGACUGCGGUCUAACACUUGGCAUGUCAAAGUGCAGUUUUAACCAACCAGAAAUCAAGUUUUUUGGCAUGACUUUCUCAUCAGCAGGAAUGUCACCAUCACCUGACAAAGUACAGGCUCUACAUGAUGCCCAACCACCCGCAUCUGCAGCUGAAGUUCGAUCCUUCUUGGGAAUGGCUAAUUUCAGUGCUCAUUUUAUUCGCAACUACUCUGCUCUUACAACCCCGUUGCGGUUGCUCACUAGAAAGAAUGUUACUUUCAACUGGACCAAUGAUUGUCAAAAGGCUUUUCAGUCAAUUAAAGAGGCCCUCUCACAAGACACCACAAUGGCAUACUUUGACCCAACACGAGAAACAAAGCUCAUUGUAGAUGGCUCCAAAUAUGGCCUUUCUAGCAUCUUGACACAACUUGAGCCCCAAACACAACAAUACAAAGUAAUCAGAUACGACAGCAGAGCGACAACAGACACUGAGAGUCGCUACUCACAAAUUGAAAUUGAGAGUGCUGCACUAGCAUUCGCCAUGCAGAGAAACCAUAUCUAUCUACAUGGCCUUCAAAAUUUCAUUGCAAGCACAGAUCACAAGCCUUUGUUACCCUUGUACAACCAGUACAAGGCAGAACUUCCGGCACGAAUCCUGCGGGACAAGUUGAAGCUGCAAGAUUAUAGCUACACACUAAUUCACGAGCCGGGGAAGACAAAUCCAGCUGAUUACCUUUCCCGGCAUCCAGUUGUCUUAGCUGAUGUGUGUACCGUAACAAAGAAAUCCAUAGAAGAGGAUAUGCUAUACAUUGAUGCAGUUGUCCGAGCCAACCUUCCCAAAGCUGUAACAAAAGAACACAUGUUAAAAGCUACACUAGAGGAUGAAACAUUGACAGUUCUCAAAGAAAUGAUCUCACAGGGAUACAUCAGCAAAGAACAGAAAAGGAAAUUGGCUUCAUAUACACAUAUAUUUCCAGAGCUAUCAGUAGUGGAUGGCCUAGUGCUCAGAGGUUGCAGAAUUGUUGUUCCUGCCAGCCUUUGGCAGUCUGUGACAACCCUUGCUCAUGAGGGACAUCAAGGGGUUGUGAGAACAAAGCAAUACUUACGCAUGCAUUUGUGGUUUCCGGGAUUAGAUAAGAGGGUUGAAACAGAAAUUGCACAAUGCAUGGCAUGCCAGGCAAAUACAGAUAUUUAUCAGCAAGAGCCACUCAAGCCAACAGAACUACCCACAGAACCAUGGUCUAAACUUGCAACAGACCUAUAUGGUCCAUUAGACACUGGUGAAUACCUGCUGGUUGUACAAUGCCUGUACUCCAGAUUUCCUAUGGUCGAAAUCGUGCGUUCAACUUCUGGUACAGCAGUCAUACCAGCAAUGGACAAAAUUCUCUCAACAUUAGGAAUCCCAGAUGAAAUAGCAAGUGACAAUGGGCCACCAUAUAGCAGUGAGGAAUUCAAAUCGUAUGCAAGAUACAUGGGUUUUGAGCACAAAAAGAAAAUACCAUAUGCACCAUGGGCGAAUGGCAUGGCCGAAAAUUUUAUGAAAAACCUAGGAAAAAUCAUUCGCUCCUCCACGGAAGAGCGUCUAAACUGGAGACAGGAAUUACAGAAAUACCUGAGGGCCUACAGAGCUACUCCACACACAAUGACAAAGCAUUCUCCAGCCAGUCUCCUUUUCAAUGGACGAAGGUAUAAGACGCGUCUUCCAACACCUACCAGUAAGAAAAUAUUGCUUUAUGACAGAGAGGUGCGUACAAAGGACGCUAGGAGCAAAGAAACAAUGAAGCAGAACGCAGACAGCAAGAGUUAUGUAAAAGAACUAGAUAUUAAAGUAGGGGACACAGUUCUGUGUCGACAAGCGAAGCUCAACAAGAAAACCACACCUUUCAACAACGAGCCGAUGAUUGUUGUGAAGAGGAAAGGCAGUUUAGUUACAGCCAGAAAUGCCACAAGAACCAUCACAAGACAUAUUACAUUUUUCAAGAAGCUACAAAGGCUGGAUGAGAACAAGUCAAGGUGCGAAGGAGAUUAUACCACACAGCCACUUUCACCUGACACUGAUGAAAGAGAAGAAAAUGUCAUUCCACCAAAUGAAGUGCCAAUAGAGAGACCGGUGAGAAUAAGACAACCUCCUGCUAGAUACAGAGAUGAAAACUUUCAGACUGAGUUUUAAUCCAACA
This is a messenger RNA of Rhopilema esculentum, 5374 nucleotides long. The record is from RefSeq and is a predicted model, not a curated record. Lineage: Eukaryota; Metazoa; Cnidaria; Scyphozoa; Rhizostomeae; Rhizostomatidae.